Molecule: messenger RNA, 1523 nt
Organism: Musa acuminata subsp. malaccensis (wild Malaysian banana)
Lineage: Eukaryota; Viridiplantae; Streptophyta; Magnoliopsida; Zingiberales; Musaceae
Product: probable aspartic proteinase GIP2
Biological process (GO): proteolysis
Molecular function (GO): aspartic-type endopeptidase activity
Source: RefSeq, a predicted model, not a curated record
GCCAUAUUUCCAGGUAGAAUUGGCACUAUUUACAGGAUGCAGCAGAGCCUGCUCCUUCAGCACUCGGUGCCCAUCUCUCCUUGCUUCAUGGCUUCGUCGACACUGCUUCUCAUUCUCUCCUCUCUCCUGCUCUUCUGCUCAUCUUUCUGCUCCGCGGCGAGCCCGCACGCCCUCGUCCUUCCGGUCAAGAAAGAUGCUGCCACUCUGCAGUACGUGACCCGCGUCUACCAGAGGACCCCUCCCGUGCUCCUCGAGCUCGUCGUCGACCUCGGAGGCCGCUAUCUGUGGGUCGACUGCGAUGCCGGCUACGUUUCCUCCACCUACCGCCCCGCCCGCUGCCGCUCGGCUCAGUGCUCGUUAGCGAACUCCUUCAGCUGCGGUGACUGCUCCGCCGCCCCCCGGCCCGGUUGCAACAACAACACCUGCGGGCUUGCUCCGGAGAACCUCUUCAUCCGCACCAGCACGUUUGGUGAGCUGGCCGGGGAUGUCCUUUCGCUGGCGUCAACCGAUGGAUCCAACCCGGGCGCGCUCGCGACUGAUCCACGCUUCCUCUUCUCCUGCGCGCCUACCUUCCUUUUGAAAGGCCUCGCCAAGGGCGCCAAAGGCAUGGCGGGCCUCGGUCGGAACAAGGUCGGGGUGCCAUCACAACUCGCGGCCGCUUUCAGCUUCCACCGGAAGUUCGCGCUUUGUCUCUCAUCCUCGACGUCAUCGGACGGCGUCAUGUUCUUCGGUGACGGGCCAUACAGGUUCCUGGGCACCCUCAACUUGGACGCGUCACAAUCGCUUUCCUACACGCCGCUCCUCAUCAACCCGGUGAGCACCGCCGGCACCUACGUGCAAGGAGAGAAAUCCGUAGAGUACUUUAUCGAGGUCAAAUCGAUCCGGAUCAACGGCAACUCCGUACCGCUCAACAAGACGCUACUCUCCAUCGACAAGGACGGCGUUGGCGGGACCAAGAUCAGCACAGUCACCCCCUACACGACACUCCAGACAUCCAUCUACAGGGCGGUCACGAACGCCUUCGCAGCAGCAUUAGCUGGUGUCCGCAGGGUUCCUCCCGUCGCCCCGUUCGGAUUGUGCUUCGAUCCGUCGAGCAUCGGGAGCACGAGAGUUGGGCCUGCGGUGCCGCAGAUCGACCUGGUCCUGCCGAGCCAGAACGUGUACUGGAGGAUCUUUGGGGCAAACUCCAUGGUUCAGGUGAGAGACAAGGUACUGUGUUUGGGCUUCGUCGACGGAGGCGCUGAACCGAGGACGUCCAUAGUGAUCGGUGGAUAUCAGCUGGAGGACAACUUGCUGCAGUUCGAUCUGGCGACGUCUAGGUUGGGAUUCAGCUCAUCGCUUCUGUUCAGGCAGACAACCUGUGCCAACUUCAACUUUACGUCCAGCUCUUAGUUGCCCCCCUUCUCUGCUUUCCUGCCAUGGACGCGGCUUUUCGUUUCUUUUGCUUUAGUCCUCGAAUAAACGUUUGUACGCCUUCGGAUUAGAACUACUAAUGCAACCGACAAAUGUGCUGGUCAACAUAA